UAACUAACUACUCCGUUUUUGAGGUUAAGUUGUCUAAUGUGAAACAAAAAUUGAUUGAUUUGGUCCAAUUGCCACACAUUUCGUCACUUUUAACAAUUACGUCUCGAAGUUAAUUCAUUUCAGAUAAAUUGAAAUGCCAACUUUGGAAUAUUCUGAAGGGUUUUUUGCAAGUUUGACACCUACUUUAAAGAAUGUCCACAAUUGUAAAGAGUGUCCAUACUUUACAAAAUCCUUUUUUGUUAUGGUAAAUCACGCCAGACGUCACAGUUCGCCAUUACACCAUUUCAAUUGUGAAAGUACCUCCCUUGAAACCUAUUAUUGCAAAGACUGCAAUUUUCAAACUGAACUAACACUGUGUUUUAAACAACACCUUCAACAGCGUCAUCUCAUUAAGAGAGAAAACGAAGAAAAUGCGUUAAUUGGAGAAUACACCAUCCGAAAGUGGCAUCAGCAUAUCAGAGAAUGUAUUCAAAACCAAAAAAGUCCAGAAGUUAUAACUUCUAUUCAUAACACUGGAAAUGAUAUAGUCAUGUAUCAAUGUGAUGAUUGUGAAUUCAAAUGUGAGUACAAGCAUAGAUUAAAGCAACACAAAAUUUUAACCCACCUCAGUGAUGAGAGAAUGUUUAGCUAUCACUGUACAAAGUGUUCAUAUAAAGCUAAACAGCAACAUCACCUCAAAAGUCAUAUCAUUAACCGCCAUUUAGAUGAAAAAGAAAUUAAAUGGUAUCAAUGUAAAGAGUGUUCAUAUAAAGCUAAAAAUAAAGGAUCUUUAAAAAGCCACAUAAAUGCUCGCCAUUUAGGAGAACAGGAUGUUAAAUGGUACGAAUGUCAAAAGUGUCCAUAUAAAACUAAAUUCAAUGGAGGUUUAAGUGUACACAUAAAUAAAUACCAUUUAGAUGAAAAAGAUAUUAAGUGGUAUGAAUGUGGGCAAUGUACAUACAAGUCAAAACAUAAAGGAUGUUUGAGUAGUCACGUAAUUACUCACCAUGUAGACGAACGAGAUGUCACGUGGUACGAAUGUGAAAAAUGUCCAUUCAAAAGCAAAUUUAAAUGGAAAUUAACAACUCACGAAAGCGGACAUGUAGAAACAAAGGACGUUAAAUGGUAUGAAUGCAAAAAGUGUGCAUAUAAAACUAAACAGUAUUCAAGUUUAAGUAUACAUAUAAAUGCACGCCAUUUAGAUGAAAAGGAUAUUAAAUGGUAUGAGUGCAGACAAUGUUCAUUUAAAAGUAAAUACAGAUCGUCUUUAAGAAAUCACAUGAAGGCACGUCAUUUGACUGGAGAGAAUUCCAAAUAAUUUACGAAUGAGAAGUGUCCAUUUGGUGCUAAAUGUUAAGCAUUUUAGAUGACAUCAAUAAAACGCGUACAACUCUA
This is a messenger RNA of Zophobas morio, 1374 nucleotides long. RefSeq names its product zinc finger protein 142-like. Gene Ontology annotation, biological process: regulation of transcription by RNA polymerase II. The record is from RefSeq and is a predicted model, not a curated record. Gene Ontology annotation, molecular function: RNA polymerase II transcription regulatory region sequence-specific DNA binding; DNA-binding transcription factor activity, RNA polymerase II-specific. NCBI's taxonomy places the organism in Eukaryota, Metazoa, Arthropoda, Insecta, Coleoptera, Tenebrionidae. The coding region runs from base 134 to 1297 and encodes 387 amino acids. The transcript is spliced from 2 exons.